UUUAUGUCUGAUGUUUUAACUUUAAGAAUUUUAAAUCAAAAAUACAAAACAUUAACAUAAAUAUUUCGAAUUUAUGCCAAAAAAAUCAACUUCUGGACCAUAGUGCAAUGCUUGAAGAGACGCGUGAAGCUGAAAGAAAGUACAUUCAUCAAAAGUAUACCUUUCUUGCCCAGCAACAGGGAGUAAACACAAUCCCCUUCCCAGAGAUUGGACCAACUACUGCACAACUAGCCGCAAGACAAGUCUUGCCAGCGGAUCUUCCCCCAUUUAGCGGUAAUCCAGAGGAAUGGCCCAUGUUCAUAAGUAUGUACGAAAACAGUUGCGCUGUAGCAGGCUUUUCGAACGCAGAAAACAUGCUGCGGCUUCAAAAAUGCUUGAAGGGAAAAGCGUACGAGUUGGUCGAGUACGUGCACAAAGAUAAGCUGGAGACACUAAUAGACUUCGCCAUGGCAGUCCGCAACGCCUGCGCCACAAUGGAAGCUUGCCGGUUACAUAGACACAUGGUCAAUCCAAUGCUGCUACAGGAACUCGUUGACAAGUUACCUACUCAUCACAAAUUAAGCUGGGCUAUGCAUCAACGCUGUGAUUCGAUUCCCAUAAUACAAUCUUUCAGCGACUGGCUAUAUAAACUAGCGGAAGCAGCCUCUACCGUACUACCCGGAUCAAGCGCAAAGACCAACAGUGUAAACACCCAUUCACAAACUCGACGAGGAUCGUCGAACGAAGCAACUUUCGAUACGGAGGUCGAUCUCCAAGAAGAAACCAGAGCGAGCCAAACGUGCAUUAUGUGUAAUUCUACUGAACACACCGCCGCCCAAUGCGAAAAAUUUAAGCUGCUAACUGUUCCAGAAAGACAAAGAAUUAUAAACGACUCUCGGGCUUGCUACAGAUGUUUGAAGGCCCAUCGCCGUAAAUGUUUUUCCAGGCGCGACUGCGGAGUCGACAACUGCCAAUCCAAGCAUCACCCGUUACUUCAUAGAGAUCCACCUCAAUCAGAGCUAGUUAGUGCUCAUCAUGAAGAAGGCAUUAUGGAAGAACAAUACUUCCGAAUUCUGCCAGUCACUCUGUAUGGAAAUGGAACUUCCAUUAAUACAUUUGCCUUUCUGGACGAAGGCUCAUCAGUAACUCUCAUCGAAAGCGUACUCCUGAAAGAUCUAAAAAUUGCCACAACAAAUGAACCGCUAUGCCUAUAGUGGACCGGCGGCACCACCAGAAUGGAGGAUACUUCAGAGAGAGCGCAACUUCAAAUAUCAGAGACUGGAAAUUCGAAAAAGAUGUGGCUUAACAAAGUGCACUCUGUUAAAAAGCUGUUAUUACCAAAGCAGACCGUUGAUGCAGACAAACUAUGCAAAAGGUAUAAAUAUUUACAUGGAUUGCCUCUGAAAUCAUAUUAUAACGCAGAGCCUAUGAUUCUUAUCGGUACUAACAACUGGGCAUUAGCAAAUCCCAGAAAAAUUCGUGAAGGAAGACGCAACGAACCCAUCGCCUCAAAAUGUGCUCUAGGAUGGAGCAUCCAAGGAACAGGAAACUCAAGCAAACAUGUUUCUCUACAUCACUGCGAAUGCAACUGGGGCGAACUCGACAAAGCCAUCAAGGAUAGUUUUAAUGUAGACCCUAUAGCUCCACGAAAGCUUCAAUCGGAAGAUGACAAAAAGGCCAUACGCAUUCUUGAAGACACAUGCAAAAAGGUAAAUGGCCGCUACCAGGUUGGUCUUCUUUGGCGAGAUGACCGUGCUACGCUCCCAGAAAGCCUUUAAACUGCUUUAAGACGCCUGGAAUGCCUGCGGUCAAAAAUCAAGAGAGAUCCAGAAUUUUUCGAGCGAGUUCAAGACCAAAUCAACAAUCUUGUGUCUAAAGGAUAUGCAAUCGAACUAGAACCUGCAGACAUAAAUAAGGAAGAACAUCGGGUAUGGUAUCUCCCAAUUUUCAUCGCCUUAAAUCCUAGUAAACCUAAUAAAGUACGAUUGGUUUGGGACGCAGCUGCGAAAAGUCACGGGAAAUCUCUUAACGAUUUUAUUUUAAAUGGACCCGAUUAUCUAAAUCCACUCGCAGAGGUUCUUAUGGCAUUUAGAGUUGGCCGUAUCGCCGUGUGCGCCGACAUUGCAGAGAUGUUCCAUCAAAUUACCAUACAAGAAAGCGAUAUGCAAGUUCAAAGGAUCUUAUGGUUCCAUAACGACAAAAAAACCCCAAGGACCUUCGUCAUGCGUUCGAUGACAUUCGGAAUUUGCUGCGCACCUUGUAUCGCCCAUUAUGUACGCGACAAAAACGCAGAGGCAUUCAAAGACACAAAUCCUCGAGCAUACGAGUCCAUAACCAAGGCACACUAUAUGGACGAUCUCAUCGACACCUACAAUAAUGAUUCCGAGGCGGUAUCAGUGGCAUCAGCAGUCAAGGAUAUUCAUGCGAAUGCAGGAUUCACAAUAAGAAACUGGAUCUCAAACUCCGCCGCGGUAAUGCAUCAUUUUGGAGAGCGCCAAUUAAACACCCACAAUCCAAAGGAACUUGGUGGACCUGAAAAGGUUCUCGGUUCGCAAGACUUCAAAGAGAUGUCCUGAACGGAGACGCUACACCAACCAAGCGAGAAAUCCUGCAGGUACUCAUGUCCGUCUUUGAUCCACUUGCUUAAUCUCUUGCUACACAAUCGGCCUAAAGAUGCUACUUCAAAAAGUGUGGCGGUCAGGCAUAGACUGGGAUGAGGAACUUCCCGAAGAGCUACUUCAGUUUUGGAUGCAAUGGAAAAUCGUCCUUCUACAAGCUACUAAUUUGGAAUUUCCCCGUCACUACUCCAGAUUGCUACCAGAAGCAGAGCAAAUCGAUCUACAACCUUCGUAGACGCCAGCGAAUACGCUUAUGCCGCAGUUUCAUAUCUUCGUAUAAAAAAGGAAAACAAUGUCGAUACAGUCAUAGUAGCCGCAAAAUGCAAGGUUGCACCGCUGAAACCCGUCUCCAUUCCACGUAUGGAACUCCUGGCAGCCGUUAUGGGAGUCGGACUAGCAAAAAAAAUCAAAAACACGCGAGGUUUACGAAUCGAUAACUGCACUUACUGGUCAGAUUCUAAGACUGUUCUUCAGUGGCUAAAAAUCGACCCACGCAAUUUCCAACCCUUCGUCAUGCACCGAGUUGGCGAGAUCAUUGAUAAUACUACCAUUAAUCAGUGGCGCUGGGUUCCAACAAAAGAAAACAUAGCAGACUUAGCCACAAAAAUCGUGAAGGCUCCAGAGGCUUCUCUAUGGAUUAAAGGGCCCCACUUUCUUAUCCAGCCGGAGGGUGAAUGGCCAGAACCGGACGUGUCCUUCAAUGAAGAAACAAGCAAGAUUGAAUUACGUAAGCAUGUACUCAUAACAACCAAUCUAAAGAAUUUCGAAUUUGCAGUUUACUAUUUUUCGGACUGGAAACGCUUAUACAGGGCU
Molecule: messenger RNA, 3410 nt
Organism: Drosophila ananassae
Lineage: Eukaryota; Metazoa; Arthropoda; Insecta; Diptera; Drosophilidae
Exons: 2
Coding region: 2061-2555 (164 amino acids)
Source: RefSeq, a predicted model, not a curated record